Messenger RNA from Clunio marinus, 213 nucleotides. Lineage: Eukaryota; Metazoa; Arthropoda; Insecta; Diptera; Chironomidae. The record is from the annotation of a GenBank genome assembly.
AUGUCAUGUCAGCAGCAGCAGUGCCAGCAGUUUAUUGCAAGCGUGAAUUUAGAAGACAGAAGAAGUGUGAAAAGCGAACCCCGCCCAGUUCAGGAGUAUGUUAUUGGAACAUUUUGUAAAAGUGGAAUUUGUGUCACAACAUUACACGAUGAACUUACUUCAUUUCUUAGGCUGCUUACAAUGUCGCUGCUAAAUGGAAAAAUGGAAAUGUGA